AUGUUUAGUAAUGUCAGCACAGAUCGCACUGCCCGAGCGAUAUGUGAUGCUGUUAAACGGUUGCUUAGCAAAUAUGGUGAAUCAGUUAAAGCUAAACUGAUUAUGCAAACUUAUGAUGGUGCAGCUGUUAUGAGUGCUCAUCUCAAUGACGUCCAGACCCUCGUCCGUCAAGAUUACGCAUUUGCAUUUUUCUUUCACUGUGGCGCCCACCGCUUAAACCUAGUCUUGUGUCAAUCUGCAUUGAAUAUCAAGGAGGUGAAGCUCUUUUUCUCCAAAAUAUCUGCUUUUUGUACCUUUAAUAAGCCCAGCUCUGAUAGAAAGGCACAUCUAAAUUCCCAUGGUGUUGAUAUCCCAAAUCCAGGUGAAACUAGGUGGUAAUAUAAGUCCCGUACUGUCUCUGCUAUCUUUAAGAGGUAUGACGCCUUAGAGAGAGCUUUGAUUCAAAUUAAAGAUGCACCUCGAAAUGUAAGGAAGAUACAGUUGAUCGGGCAGAUGGUCUACUCCACAGUCUCCUAGAAUCCUUUUCUGCUUUUUAUUAGAGCUUUACAACAAAAUUUGGAAAAGUUCUCAAUCUUAUACAAUGUUCUCCAAAAUUUUGUAGAUUUUCUCAAAAAUGAUCAUUGCAAUGAUACUGCCUUUGAAACCUGCUAUGCAGCUGCUGAGAAUCGAGUUGGUGUCCCAUUCCGAAGAUCAGAGCAAAUUAUUAAUUAUAAGCUGCUUUAUUGUGAAGUGAUUGACACCAUUGUUGGUAUGGUCAAUAAUCGGUUUCAAGAUGAUGACAGCUUCUCGUUUCUUGAUUUGUUGAAAGUUAACCCCAAAAUUUUUACUAAGUGGCAAAGUGGUGUUCCAGCUGACAAGUUGCAGCUGUUAAGAGAGAAAUAUGGGCCACUUUUUGAUAUUUCUAGUCUCGAAAGCCAACUGAUGUUUAUUUACAAAGAUCAUAGUUUUUAA
Molecule: messenger RNA, 951 nt
Organism: Paramuricea clavata
Lineage: Eukaryota; Metazoa; Cnidaria; Anthozoa; Malacalcyonacea; Plexauridae
Source: the annotation of a GenBank genome assembly